Mirounga angustirostris (Northern elephant seal) is the source of this 4691-nucleotide messenger RNA. It is a transcript of the gene LCA5, whose product is annotated as lebercilin LCA5. Gene Ontology annotation, biological process: intraciliary transport. The transcript has 8 exons. The coding region runs from base 363 to 2465 and encodes 700 amino acids. Lineage: Eukaryota; Metazoa; Chordata; Mammalia; Carnivora; Phocidae. Gene Ontology annotation, cellular component: axoneme. The record is from RefSeq and is a predicted model, not a curated record.
UAUGGUCCUCCGUCUCCGUUACCCUGGUGCCGAGGUCGCCGCGUCGCCGCCGCCGUCGCCGCCAGGGAGCUGCGGUCCCCGCCCCUACCCUGGCCGUGUGUUCAAACUUCCCGCACCAAGGCAACCUCGGCGCCCGCCCCUUAAUCUUCGCAGCAACCAGGCACCCACUCUUCGGCGGCUAGACGCGAGGCUCGGCGGGGAGUUUGGUCCGCGAAGAGAAGAUACCUAGAGAAACAAAGUGCAGACAUGAAUAUUAUCACCAGGAUCUGAAGACUCUAAACAUUGCUCUUCAGGCUUGUCAUGGAGUUUUUUGGAAAAAGGAAUCUGUGAAAUUAUGUGAAUAGAGACUAUUUUUCAAAACCAUGGGGGAAAGAGAAAGAAGUCCAGGUAAUGAUCAAGAAAGUAAGACAGGCAAACACCAUUACUCUUAUUGUUCAUCUGAUUUUGGAACUACCCCACAGUCUUCUGGCCGGUCAUCGCUGGUCAAUUCUUCUUCACCUACAAGUAUUAAGGGAAAAAAUCCUAAAAGACAAAUUUCAGAUGGCCAAGUGCAUCAUCAAGCCCCUAGGAAGCCAAGCCCUAAGGGUCCACCAAACAGAAAGGGAGUCCGAGUGGGAUUUCGCUCCCUGAGCCUCAAUAGGGAGCCACUUCGGAAAGAUACUGAUCUUGUUACAAAACGGGUUCUUUCUGCAAGACUGCUAAAAAUCAAUGAAUUGCAGAAUGAAGUAACUGAACUCCAGGUCAAGUUAGCUGAGCUGCUAAAAGAAAAUAAGGCUUUGAAAAGGCUUCAAUACAGACAGGAGAAAGCCCUGAAUAAGUUUGAAGAUACAGAAAAUGAAAUCUCACAACUUAUUGCUCGUCAUAACAAUGAGAUUACAGCACUCAAAGAACGCUUAAGAAAAUCUCAAGAGAAAGAACGGGCAACUGAGAAAAGGGUAAAAGAUACAGAAGGUGAACUAUUUAGGACAAAAUUUUCCUUACAGAAACUGAAAAAGAUCUCUGAAGCUAGACACCUACCUGAGCGAGAUGAUUUGGCAAAGAAACUAGUUUCAGCAGAGUUAAAAUUAGAUGACACCGAGAGAAGAAUUAAGGAACUAUCCAAAAACCUUGAGCUGAGUACUAACAGUUUCCAACGACAGUUGCUUGCUGAAAGGAAAAGGGCAUAUGAGGCUCAUGAUGAAAAUAAAGUCCUUCAAAAGGAGCUACAACAACUGUAUCACAAAUUAAAAGAAAAGGAGAGAGAACUGGAUAUAAAAAACAUAUAUUCUAAUCGGCUACCAAAGUCUUCUCCAAAGAAAGAAAAGGAACUUAGAUCAAGAAAAAAUGCUGCAUGCCAGAGUGAUUUUACAGACCAGUGUACAAAAGGAGUACAAACCAGUGAAGACGUGGAGCUGGAAGAAUUUCCUGUAACACCACAAACAGUUAUGUGUUAUGAAAACAAAUGGGAAGAACCUAAACGUCUUACUUUGGACCUGGAAUUGCAAGAGAGAGGUAAACAUGAAGAAGCAGGGAUUCUAAACCCAAUUGUGAAAAGAGAAGAAAAAUUUGUUAAAGAUCAAGGACUCCAUGUUGAAAAUCAGGAGGUUGAGAAGCUGGAAGAUGAAUGGGAAAAAGAAGAACUUGCUAAAAAGCAAAAAGACAAGAUAUCUUUGCUGGAGAGAGAAGAAAAGCCCGCAGUGGAAACUGGAAGAAACCAAAUGGAAAUGUACCAAAUUCAAAAUGUUGAUAAAUUGGAAGAGGAGGAAGAAGAAAGGCUGAAGAGAGAAAUGCUACUUGCUAAACUGAAUGAGAUCGACAGAGAACUCCAAGAUUCUCGGAAUAUAAAAUGCCCUCCUUUGCCACUGCUACCUGAUUCAGAAUCAAAACUGCGUUCCCCAGGGAGAAGCCCCAAAACAUACAUGUUCUCUGAAUCCUCAGAGAGAGUAUCUAAUGGGCAUCAUCUGCAAGAAAUCAGCCUUUUCACUACAAAAGGAGAUGGUCAGAAUCCAGGAAAUAUUAGAAGCCCAGCCUCCCCAAAUGAGCUUGCAUUUGGCAGCUAUGUGCCUUCAUUUGCAAAAACAUCAGGGAAGUCAAAUCCAUUUAGCCAAAAGAGUGGCCUUGUGGAUAUCCAAAGAAACAGUAUAGAGAAACAUAGUAAAGACAGUGUAGAUUUAAUUACAAGAAGAGAGAAAAAAGCUAAUCUGAUGGAACAGCUGUUUGGUGCCAGUGGCAGCAACACCAUUUCCUCUAAAAGCAGUGACCCAAAUUCUCGGGCUGCCAGCAAAGGAGACUUGGACCCUCUAAAUUUUCUCCCAGGGGAUAAGAGCAGCAGGGAUAGAGAACAUGAUGAAGAUGAUGACUUUUUCCUCAGUGAAGGAAGAAGUUUUAAUCCAAAUAGACACCGAUUAAAACAUGCAAACAGUAAACCAGCAGUAAAAGCAGUGGAAUCUGUAGAAGAUGAAAUUGAAGAAGUAGCCCUGAGAUGACUGACUACAGUAUACAUUUUUCCAAUUGUAAAUAUUAAAAUAUUUUAAUACAAUAUUUAUUAUAAACCUUUAGAAUUUUUAAUAUUAAAAAGUCCUUAUUAAGGAAUGAUUUUUAAUAGACAAAUACAGUGUAAAUGAAAAGAAGUAGAUCAUAUCUCACCACAUAGCUAGAUUGCCAAGAAUGAAGGAGACUUUUGAAUGGACCCAAAAACAGAGAUGUAUUUUGCUUGGUUUUGGCUUUUUAUUUAUAAAUAGGUUUUACCUCUUAAUCAGCUCUAUAGGAAGUUUUACUCCAUUGGAGUUCAUAUUUAUUUCCUAUUUUUAUCCCUAUUUAUUUACUUAUUUUUGGUCAUGUACUCACUGAAGUAAAUAUAGUCUUGUCAAGUGGAAAUUGAAGGUGGGAGGCUCUGGGUUGGGAAGAUAGCUCCCAGGUGGUGGAGCACUGGUGCUACUUAGGAGCCCUGUCCUCUGUGGACAGGGGUCCCUUUCUCACAUAGCAUAGUUGAGCUACUCUUAAGUGGAAGCUGUGACAACAUAGGGAUUUCCCACUUAAGAGAUGCAUUAAAUCGCUUACCUACAACUCUAACAUAUUAGGUUGAGAUCAGAAGACAUUUGUCUGUUUGCUUGGAUAAUUCCUCUGUCAUGGCUCCUGGAGGCUUGGGUAUAGUGGUAAUCAGUAAUUCUUUUCCUCCUCCUCUUACACUCUGUAUCUCAGUGACUGGGUAUGAGAUUUCAUCCUAAUAUAGAAAGAUUUUUCAACUCAGUUAUGUUUCCAGAGUAAUCUAACUUGGAAAUUUUUAAUAUAUAUUUUUAAGGUUUGAACUUGCUGUCAAAACCAAUGAUAAUGAUCGUGGAAUACUGUUGGGCUUAUAGGAUUAAUUUUAAGGCAACCAUUGGUUAAAAAUGUUUUAGAGACGGGGCUUCUGCCUUGCUGAGUAGGGUGGAUAUUUUUCUGUUGAAAUGUGUUGGUCUUCUGCUGUUUGUAGCUUACUUCAGCUGCAAAGGAGUUGAUGACCUUGGAUUAUGUUGGGUAUGAUUGGUCUUUAAGAAGUGAUAAUAUACCACCAACCGAGGAGAAAACACUAUUAAAAUGAAGAGUGGGAGAAACAGUGUGUCAGGGAAGGCAUAAAAAAAUGUAGAUUGACACUUAAUUCUAAAGUGAGCUUCCCCCCCACCCCCGGAAUUUAGUAUGUAUUCACUAAUAGUAUGAUUUCUGAUGCCAAGCAUAUAUACUGAUGAGGGGACCUGAGUUACUGUUUUAUCUUGAGUUCUUAAUGCUUGUUAUUGAAUAUAAUUUCAUAACUAUUUGGCAAGACUUACCUGGAUAGGUCUCUAAUGAAAAGAUAUUCUAUCUAUUAUCUUCUAAAUUGCGUUACUGUCAUUAUUGGGAACUGAGUCUCCCAAAAGUGCUAAACUACAUUAAAAAAUUGUUUUAGCAAAGAGAUUUUUAUGUCUGAUAUAAAUAAGCUUUUAGUAUGUCGCAAAUCAUUCUAAUAUAUGUAAGCCACAAUAUUGUAAUGCAGUUCUUGGUAAAAUAUUAUGUAAUGUUAAUUUUGUUCAUAGUUGCUAAUUUUUCUGCCAAAAGUAUUCUAAUUUUUAGAUUGUUUUGUUUUAAGAGGCUUUUUUAAAAGCCUUUUAGUAAAAGUUUUAUAUUCAGGUCAUUUAAUUAGUCUCUUGCUUUUUUCCUACAUAAUGUUUCUAGUCUCUUUCACCAGAUAUAGUAAGACAGAAUUAUUAAAAUUAAACCUAAAAUUAAGUUAUAGACUUAGAAGCAUUAUGGUGUUAGGCAUUAAAAUUUAGAUUAAAGUGAACAGAACAGGUUUUUCUUUAUGAACAAACCUCAGAGAGUAAAUCAUUUUUUUUCUAAAUGUCAAGUUAAAUUUGUUAUUUGUACUAAGAACUCUUAACUAAUAAAAGCUAAAAACACACUACGGCUCUUUGUUUGAAUGAUACCUUAGGUCAUUUAGGAAAUUCAUGGUAGAAACAGGACCUGCAGAGUUAAUUUUUAUUUCAUUCUUUUUUUUUCCUGUCCAGUAUUUUUAAUUGAAGUAGAUGAAUUUGCCCUAAAUCAGGUUAGAUAGUAUGCUAGUCUUAUCAGAUAAUUAUAGUUUUAAUUAAUCCUUUCACCCUUAAUAGCUAUCCUAAUAGCAUAUAUUGCUCAUAAUAUAAAAAAGGUGGGGGUAAGGAGGAUUAAAUUGAAUCAUAAAAUAAACUUAUUUCAUGGCU